Aspergillus vadensis CBS 113365 is the source of this 2143-nucleotide messenger RNA. Its product is annotated as fungal specific transcription factor domain-containing protein. Lineage: Eukaryota; Fungi; Ascomycota; Eurotiomycetes; Eurotiales; Aspergillaceae. The record is from RefSeq and is a predicted model, not a curated record. Gene Ontology annotation, molecular function: DNA-binding transcription factor activity, RNA polymerase II-specific; transcription cis-regulatory region binding. Gene Ontology annotation, cellular component: nucleus. The coding region runs from base 392 to 2143 and encodes 583 amino acids. Gene Ontology annotation, biological process: regulation of DNA-templated transcription. The transcript has 7 exons.
CAAACCGGUACUUGCAGCAGAGAAGAAGGGAGCUGACGCGCCAAGAGGCAGUGGACGUGACCGGGCGGCAUUAGUGUGGCUGGCGGGUACAAACUCCGCCCCGCAGCUGCCAGCUUCGCUUCGACUCGGUGGACUCGGGCUAAUCUGCUUUAAUCUCCAUGGCUGGGGUCUACAGGGUCCCAUUCCAUCCAGCUCCCUUGUCAUCUCGCUCGGUCUGCGCACGGAACUCGGAUGGAUCGCUCGACUCCCUGCAGGCUUUCAAGAUCACCGGUUGACCGUCGGAUCUAUCGAAUGCAGCGCUGACGCGGAAAUCUCCAUUUGUGAUGGCUCACUUGAUCCAAUCUGAGCUUUCCCGUCCCAGGGGCCGGUAUUCUAACGGCUCAGUAAGGACAUGUCAGAAUUGUGCCAGGGCCAAGAUACGGUGCAUCCGCCACGGGGCUACCGGGAGCUGCGAUCGGGAAAGAGUGUCAUUUUCCAGAGUCUCGAAGCACAAAUGGAGGGAUCAAGAGAGAUAGCAAGGACAAUCUUCUCAUCUCGCGUAAGGAGGAUCGAUCUACUCGAAGCCAAAGUCGACCAGCUGCUAGCGACAUCGGUAUCCCCAAUCCCGAGAAAUAGCAGCACAACCGAUGAAAGUCCUGCAAGCACUGCAUCACAGUCCAAAGAUGCCAUUGACAAAGGCUUGCUUACCGUGGACGCCGCCAAUAUGCUGCUGAAUGAAUUCCGCGCGACGCUUAUGCCUCAUUGUCCAUUCGUAGUCAUCCCACCACAGACCUCUGCUGAGAGCCUCAGGAGAGACAAGCCGUUUCUUUUUCUUACCAUCUUGACGGCUACUCUGUAUGACAACAUGCCUCUGCAGCGUAUGCUCGAAAAAGAGGUGAAGAAGAAGGUUAGCGACUGCAUGAUCUUCGAUGGACCAGUCUCAUUCGAGGUGCUGCAAGGGCUGCUAGUCCACAUUGCAUGGUGUCAAUAUCAUUCACGGCCACGCCGGUUCUCGCAGUAUCUGCAUCUUGCGAUCAGCAUUAUCACGGACCUGCAACUGGAUCGCGCGCCUGAAUAUCGGCUCUGGAGGACUCGAGUGAACUUUAAUCCGGAAGAACACAAAGAUUCGGUGUCCUGGGGGCAUGAUGAGAGACGGGCCGUUCUCGGAAUUUUCUAUUUUUCGUCGAGCGUUUCGCAAAUCCUACACAAGCAAUGUACUUUUCCGUACAUGCCUUAUUUUGAUGAAUGCUGCAAGCUACUGGCCACAGAUGCCGAGUAUGCCUCCGAUCAGCACCUACUCCAUAUAGUGCAGCUUCAACGGCUUUCGGAGAAGAUCACUUCUAUCUCAACACAGAACAUUCUAGGGACCCACGGCCCUGGCUCAAGCAGUGAGCGUUCUUUUCGUGAGAUGAAAUUAGAGCUGGAGCAAUAUCGGGCUAGUCUACCGUGUCCGUUGAAUGAGAACAAUAUCCUUUUUAUGCAAUAUUAUACGGCCGAACUGUAUCUCUGCCAGAUCAGUUUGUUCGAUAAUAAGCCCCGUACACAAAGCCCGAGACGUGAAGUCUCAUUUCAGAUCGAUGCUCUCCGGAUGGGUCUCAUUGCGGCCCAAGCUUUGCUUGACUACUACGUCAGCCUCCCGUUGCGCAGUGAAAUGGCGUUCAACAACGCCGUAUGGAUUCAGAUUGGCUUCGCGCUGACUCUUGCCAGCAAACUUGUUGUGGCAGCGUCAGAGCCUUCGAUACAGCCUCACACAGCGGAAUUGUGCCGUGCGUUAGACAUAUCCAGCAUGCUAAGUCGUUGUAUUCUUCGCAUUCAGGCACUGGUCACGUCUAACAUGGAUGCCUCCGGUGACCGAGAUGUGUUCUACCACUAUGAACAGCGUCUGAAACGAGUUCAAUGGUGGUUUGAAAAUCGAAUGUUAUCAAGACAAAAGAGUGAUUCGUUUCAGCCUCCGGUACAAGCAAGUAACAUGAGCUCAUCCGGAGCUGAGAACAAUCACGUUGAAUCCGCGCAGCUGCCACUGGACGGAUUUAAUGAUUAUACAAUGAUACCCCGCGAAGUAUACGAUAUGCAAUGGCCGGGUUUCUUUCCCGACGCAACUAUUGAUGAGAUCCUCGUUGACUGGAUGGAGUACACGAAGGCGUCUGAGCAGCGCUUGCGCUGA